This is a messenger RNA of Geodia barretti, 1597 nucleotides long. Lineage: Eukaryota; Metazoa; Porifera; Demospongiae; Tetractinellida; Geodiidae. The record is from the annotation of a GenBank genome assembly.
GGCAAAACGCUUUUUGCUGCACACUCAUUAGGAGAGAUGGCGAGACAGCAGGAGGAGAGAGUGCCGCUGCUGAGCGACGAGGAGCUCCCAGAAGACGACCUAGGAGGCAUUCAGGUCUCCAUAUCACGUGCGAGAGAUGGACGGCGGGCGCCCCACGGCACCUCGUUUCCAUCUACCUCUGCUGAGCUGACUAGUGGUGGGUCAGGUCUCUCGGGUGGGGAGGAGAGAGAGGAGGGACAGACGGUGGGGCGGAGGAGAAAGCACUACUCUGGAAAUGAGAUGAUAGUGUCUGUCUUUGUGGUCCAGUUCAACAUCAGGAAAGGCAACGAGGUGGAAUGGAGACACCCAGAGGAGGUCAACCUGGAGGGAAUAGAGUUCAAAUGCAUCGCCAGCGGAUCUCACAACAUUCCAAAGGAUUUCAUCUACUUCAAGCAGGGGCAGCUGUUUGGUCUGAGCUGUUUCGAGAAGAUCAAAGUCCAGAGUGAGGAGGAGAGGGGAGUGAGGAUGAAGAGCGUGGGUCUCCUGGCCGUGGGCUAUCAGGAUCUCCAUCUCCACCAACAGUUCUUGGAGCGACAGGCCAGGGGUCAUGUGGAGACUCCAGGACACUAUGGCUCCCUGGAAGAGUAUUUCACCCACUACCGGUCCCCACGCCAUUCCAGCAACUCAGUCCCCAGACCACUCCUCAACGGAGACCAGGAGAACAGCUUGAACCAAUCUUCAACCUCUGAGGUGGUUCAUCCUGUGGGGGCCAUUCCCAAGUACCUGGAGUACUUCGGUCCCCACAUCUUUGUUCUCUGGAAACUGGCUCUGCUGAAGAAGAGAAUCCUAAUCUUUUCUCCUCCUCCGAUUGGAGUCGUCUGCUACAGAGUGUACUGCACGUGUCUGCUGACAGACCACAGUCUGGGAGGUGACCUGGACCUGGACUGCAACCCCAUGUUCUACGUCAACGUCAACGACAUUGACUCUCUGCGGAGUACCAGGCACUACGUGGCUUGCACAUCAGAGCAAAUUCUGCAGUCAAAAACAGAGUUGUAUGACGUAUUUGUAGAUCAGCAACGACUAGUGACCCACCUCGCCUCCCUGGACCACCUCCUACGUAUCACUCCUGCCGACAAGGAGAGAUACGACCUCCUCAACAGUAUCAGGUCCAACGACCUCAUAACAUCUGGAGGCAGAGGGAAUGUUCGGAACGAUGACUUUGGAUUUGUAGCGUUCUUCAGAGAGCUAAACAGCCAACUCCUGCGGACGAUGCUGGAUGCUCAGGAGAGAGAGGAUCACCUCCUGACUGUGGAGAUGGUGGAGAGUGUCGGACUGGACCCCACCAGAGACAGACAGUUCCUCACUGAGCUGGCCUCUCUUCUCAGUCUGAACCUCAACGUCCAGAGACCCACGGACAUGAUGGACAUCUUCUCUUGCUGUUGCUGAUUCUCUCUCUUCCUCUCUCGUCUCCUAUCUCUCGUUGUUUGUCAACAGUCAUCUUUGUAUCAUAAUGCUCAGUGUCUGGAUUAAUUUAUGAAAUGGCGCACAUGAAACAAGUUUUUUGUGCAUCAAUUUCUGUGAAGAAACACCAUGAUUUCAUCAUUUUGCAAACCCAAUA